Messenger RNA from Daldinia loculata, 1108 nucleotides. RefSeq lists its product as uncharacterized. Lineage: Eukaryota; Fungi; Ascomycota; Sordariomycetes; Xylariales; Hypoxylaceae. Bases 209 to 1108 code for a protein of 299 amino acids. The transcript has a single exon. The record is from RefSeq and is a predicted model, not a curated record.
UGGCAUAAUAGGCUGUUUUGGUCUUACCUGAAGGGUGAGCGCUCUCCGCGAAGCAAGGUAUGAAAAAGAGGCUGUAUGGGGGUAUAUAACAGUAGACACUUCCAAUUCACAAGAUACGCGAAGAAGGCAUAUUGAGUCGUUGUCGUUAAUAACGGAUUAGAUAGUCCUUUGUACCAAUUAGUUAUUGUACAAGACGCGUACUUGGAGUAUGGCUAUCUCCAUCCUGCUAGGGUGGCUCUUAUUCUCUGAAUUGGCUUCAGCCGAAUGCACGAGAGACUUCCUCGUAGGAGCCACUAACAAGUAUGUCGCAGCUCAAGCUGCCGGGUCAAGCGACGAUGUGGCGGCACUAGCGGCACCCAAUGUCACUUACACUGAGAACGAAGUUCCCAAAGCCAUCAACGAAGGCGUCUUGACCGAAGCUAUCAAGAUCGACCAUAACCGCAGCAUCCACGACACCGUCAACUGCGCGACCUUCACCGAGAUCAUCGCCGCGAGUAACCCGCACCAGUACGUCAUCGGCACGCGCAUACUCUUCAACGACGACAGCAAGAUCUCGUUGAUCGAGUCGAUAGUGACAGAUACCGGUGACUGGGUUUUCAACGCUACCGGAUAUUUGUACUGGAACUCGCAGGAGAACUGGGAUCCUAUUCCUGAGGACAAGCGGGACAGCCGCGAGGUUAUCCAAGCCGCUGGCGAUGCAUACUUCAACCGGUUCAAGAACGAGAACGUAACCGUUCCUUUCGGCAUUCCCUGCUCCAGACUCGAAGGAGGCGCAUCUACAGCACCUCUCAACAUGACCGGCGACUCAUGCACGCUCGCAGGCCUGCCGUCGACGCUCGUGGUCACCAACCGCCGCUACGUCGUGGACGAGGUCCUAGGUGUCGUUGACAUCUACCUCGGAUUCCCUGGGCUGGACAGAUCGCAAGGCGAGAAGCCAAUGCCGGAUAGCCAUAUGUUCAGAGUCGAAUCCGGCAAGAUCAGAUAUAUCCAUACUGUUUCGUCGUGCGUGGAGGCAGGGUGUGGAUUCAAUAGCACGAUCCCGCCUACUUCGAGGAUUAGGAAACUACGCACUUUCGAGAAGCCCAGACUAUCUAGGCGAGGAUACUGA